AUGAUUUUAAGCAUCCAUUGGCCAUUAGUACAAAACUGCAGCGCUUCAUACAUCCUUAAAACGGAUGAAGAUUGUUUUGUAAAUAUUGGAAAUCUCCUCAAUUGGCUUGACAGCUAUCACACAAUAAACGGAACGCAACCGAUAUACGCUGGUCGACGACAGGACCACAUGGCAGUCCGUCGAAACAACCAAAGUCGCUACUCUCUCUCUGAAAAGGAGUUUCCAGAACCGUAUUUUUACCCCUAUGUGUCAGGGGGUGGUUAUGUUUUCAGUGGAAAUUUGUUACCUCUUCUCUUUAACGUUUUGAAGACUGCGCCUUUAUUUCCAAACGAGGACGCAUUGCUCGGUUCUCUAAUGCGCAGAAUCAGUGUUAAACCCACAGACCAAGACAGGUUCCUUCCUUUUGUUUUUUGCCAACGGAACUCCACGGAGGAAUUGAAGCAGGCACAUAUGUGUGCUUUAUCAAAACAUAUAAUAGUGCAUGGCGUAAAAGAGCAGCAGCAAAUUAGAAUGCAUUAUAACAACGCCCUACUAAAUUCCCUUCCUUCCCUUUGCUCCUUGCAAGAUAGUUAUGAGAACAUUCGAGAUUAUUGUGGAUGA
Molecule: messenger RNA, 600 nt
Organism: Porites evermanni
Lineage: Eukaryota; Metazoa; Cnidaria; Anthozoa; Scleractinia; Poritidae
Source: the annotation of a GenBank genome assembly